Molecule: messenger RNA, 1078 nt
Organism: Gossypium raimondii (Peruvian cotton)
Lineage: Eukaryota; Viridiplantae; Streptophyta; Magnoliopsida; Malvales; Malvaceae
Exons: 6
Coding region: 157-774 (205 amino acids)
Source: RefSeq, a predicted model, not a curated record
CAAUGGGUUCGCCAGGAUACGGAUGAAGAUAAUUACGAAUUAUAAUGUAGUAAGCUUUUACGAUUAUUUAAUUAUAUGUAAUAUCAUAAUAUAAAUAUUAAUCUUUUUGUAUAUUUCAACUAAGUUUUCAAAUAUUUCAUUUGUAUUGCAGAUAAAAUGCGGCGACGAAAAGUGCGACAGCUAAGCCUGGUUCCAGGUACUCCAAACUCUGCGAAAACAAACAGCACUGAUCAACAGACUGCUAUUGGGUCUUCGAAUAUUUCUAUUACACCUGAGGAACCUACAGAAAUUCAAAUUGAAAAUGGUGGGACGCGAAGAGUUCGAGGGCGUACGCUACUGAGGGAUUUAUACGAGCUAGAUCCAGCCGAGCGUGUCAAAGUAUGCAGCAAUAGCUUUGGUCAGCCUGUUGGAUCAGAAGCUCGUCUUUUAGCAGGAUACUUGGGCAUUCUAGCACGGAAUGCAAAUAUGUUGCCAAUUAACUUCGAGACAUGGCGACAAAUGCACGAUAGUAACAAGAACCAAGCUCUUGAUAACGUUAAGGCGAGAUUUGCUCUAGAGGUCUCCGAUGCUUAUGUAAAAAAGGCAUUGGGAAAAAGAUGGAGAGACCAUAAGAGCACAUUAAAGAAAGACUAUUUUAAGACAAAAACAACCCUGGACGAGAGAUUACAAAAUGUCCCGCCGGGAAUGCUGAGGAUCGUGAACGAGUUGGAAAAUGUAGUAGGCAGAAACAGAAAUUCACUCACACAGCUGGGUCCAAAAGUUUUGCUUGUGUAGCUCACUUUGAGGAACUGUCGUCCGGUCAGAAAGUUGGACGCCUUCAACUUUUUGACAUUACACAUAGGAAGAAAGAUGGGAACCCUAUGACUCCUGAAGCUGCAGAAAUUCUGGAUAAACUAAAGGAUAAAAAAGCGGAGUACGAAGCGAUUGCUUCCAGUGAUAGUUCUGUUCAUAUUGAAGACAUUGAUAAUCGUAUUAUCACUGAUGUUUUGGGUCCUGAAAGGUACGGUCGGGUUCGAUUUCAAGGAUUUUUUGUUAGCCCAACCCAAUAUUUUGGAUCCAGCUCGUAACAAUACAUGCC